This is a messenger RNA of Diceros bicornis minor, 1139 nucleotides long. It is a transcript of the gene ASPN, whose product is annotated as asporin. Gene Ontology annotation, molecular function: protein binding. The record is from RefSeq and is a predicted model, not a curated record. The coding region runs from base 23 to 1123 and encodes 366 amino acids. The transcript is spliced from 7 exons. NCBI's taxonomy places the organism in Eukaryota, Metazoa, Chordata, Mammalia, Perissodactyla, Rhinocerotidae.
UUGGUCCCCUACACAAGACGACAUGAGGGAGUGUGUGCUCCUAGUGUUCUUGGCUUUGUGCUCUGCCAAACCUUUACUUCGUCCUUCACACAUGAUGCUGCAGGACAUGGAGGACGAAGGUGAUGACACUGAUGCUGACAACUCUCUUUUUCCAACAAGAGAGCCAAUUAACCCCUUCUUCCCAUUUGAUCUGUUUCCAACAUGCCCAUUUGGAUGCCAAUGCUACUCGAGAGUUGUGCACUGCUCGGAUCUAGGUUUGUCCUCCGUCCCAAGCAACAUUCCAUUUGAUACACGAAUGCUUGACCUUCAAAACAAUAAAAUUAAGGAAAUCAAAGAAAAUGAUUUUAAAGGACUCACUUCACUUUACGCUUUGAUUCUGAACAACAACAAGAUAACAAAGAUUCACCCAAAAGCCUUUCUAACCACAAAGAAGUUGCGAAGGGUCUAUCUGUCCCACAAUCAACUAAGUGAAAUACCACUUAAUCUUCCCAAAUCAUUAGCAGAACUCAGAAUUCAUGAUAAUAAAGUUAAGAAAAUACAAAAGGAGACAUUCAAAGGAAUGAAUGCUUUACAUGUUCUAGAGAUGAGUGCAAACCCUCUUGAUAAUAAUGGGAUUGAACCAGGGGCAUUUGAAGGGGUGACAGUGUUCCACGUCAGAAUUGCAGAAGCAAAACUGACCUCAAUUCCUAAAGAACUACCAUCAACUUUACUGGAGCUUCAUUUAGAUUAUAAUAAAAUUUCAACUGUGGAACUUGAGGAUUUUAAACGCUACAAAGAUCUGCAAAGGCUGGGCCUAGGAAACAACAGAAUCACAGAUAUCGAAAAUGGAAGUCUUGCUAACAUACCACGCAUAAGGGAAAUACACUUGGAAAACAAUAAACUAAAAAAAAUCCCUUCAGGACUACAGGAGUUGAAAUACCUCCAGAUAAUCUUCCUUCAUUCUAAUUCUAUUACAAAAGUGGGAGUGAAUGACUUCUGCCCAACGGUGCCAAAGAUGAAGAAAUCUUUAUACAGUGCAAUCAGUCUGUUCAACAACCCAGUGAAGUACUGGGAAGUACAACCUGCAACAUUUCGCUGUGUCUUGAGCAGAAUGAGUGUUCAGCUUGGGAACUUCAGAAAGUAAUAGUUAGUAAUUAAUA